AUGUGGUCGGGCGUAGUCGAGUCGAUCAGCCUUCUGAGCUCUGCAAGACAGCUGCGGAGGGUGGCCGAGGCCGCCAUUUUAGAGUUCGACCAUGCCAGGGUGCUGUAUCCCGAGUGGGCUAGCGACUGGGCGCCGAUCGAGCGCAACCUUCGCAAAGCGAUACAGAGCAUCGAGUUUGUCGUGGCCGCAGCCGACGACCCGUUGCAGCAUAAACUGAAGGCCACGAACGUCUUCCUAGAGGAAGCGUGUCAAGCCAAGCGCCGAUCCAUCCUCCUGGGCAUUCGUGCCCACCGGCAGCGCAGCCACUCCAGAACUCACUCCAGAAGCCAGUCUUGGCAGAUUCGCUUGGGCCUCAGCGACAGCGAGGAUGAGGAGGAGGACUCGGUGCUCAGCGAGCCGUUUGAUCCGGACCAGUUCCCUCAACCUGCGAAUCCCCUUCCAACGGCGUCGACAUUGACGCAGUUCGGGCCGUUUGGGUUUGAGCCAGUCAUGACAAGGAUAGGGUCAGCCUGGCGUGAGCUGCAGGCGAUGCAAUCUCAUGACGCUUUCUAG
Symbiodinium natans is the source of this 552-nucleotide messenger RNA. The record is from the annotation of a GenBank genome assembly. NCBI's taxonomy places the organism in Eukaryota, Dinophyceae, Suessiales, Symbiodiniaceae.